This is a messenger RNA of Ostrinia nubilalis (European corn borer), 2028 nucleotides long. RefSeq names its product alanine aminotransferase 2-like. The transcript has 10 exons. The coding region runs from base 114 to 1550 and encodes 478 amino acids. The record is from RefSeq and is a predicted model, not a curated record. Gene Ontology annotation, biological process: biosynthetic process. NCBI's taxonomy places the organism in Eukaryota, Metazoa, Arthropoda, Insecta, Lepidoptera, Crambidae. Gene Ontology annotation, molecular function: pyridoxal phosphate binding; L-alanine:2-oxoglutarate transaminase activity.
GCGCGCACUGCAUACUGUGUCGAUCGGUUUCUGCAUCGAUAAGCAGUUACUUAAGUAACUCAAGAUUCCGAACUUUGAUUUAUCGCGCGGUUGUUUUAAUUUUUGUCAUCACAAUGAAGCUGGAAAACACCAUCACUUCUGAAAACAUCAACCAGAAACUGCUGAAUGUGCGGUACGCGGUGCGAGGGCCCAUAGUGGACCGGGCUGCUCAGAUCGAGAGGGAACUGGUGAAGGGUGUCCCGAAGCCGUUCGAGCGCGUGGUGCGCGCCAACAUCGGCGACUGCCACGCGCUGGGACAGAGGCCCUUCACCUUCAUCAGGCAGGUCUUGGCCCUGGCAUCGUGUCCUCAGCUGGUGUCCAUCGCUGACGUGCCCUCCGACGUCAAGGAGCGCGUGCGCACCAUACUAGGCGACUGCAUCCAGGGCUCAGUGGGCGCGUAUUCUCCAAGCAUGGGUCUUCGCGCAGUGCGCGAGCGCGUGGCAGCAUACCUGCGCGCGAGAGACGGCGUGCCCGCCGCUCCUGAAGACGUGUGCGUCGGCGCCGGCGCCUCUGACGUCAUCAAGUCCGUGCUUACCAUGUUUGCGGGGGAAGCCGCGGGGAAGCCGCCUGCGGUGAUGAUCCCCAUCCCGCAGUACCCGCUGUUCUCCGGCACUCUGUCCGAGCUGGGCAUCGCACCGGCGGAGUACUUCUUGGACGAGGACAAGAACUGGGCGCUCUCCACCCAGGAGCUGGAGCGGAGCUGGCAGCAGGCGUCUCAGGAUUAUGCCGUGCGGGCGCUGGUCGUCAUCAACCCAGGAAACCCCACGGGACAGGUACUAAGCCGUGAAAACAUCGAAGAGAUCAUAAAGUUCGCGUACGACCGCGACCUCUUCAUCAUGGCCGACGAGGUCUACCAGGAGAACAUCGUUAGCAAGCCAUUCUUCUCAUUCAAGAAGGUGAUGCACGAGAUGGGCGGGCCAUACAGCUCGAUGGAGCUGGCCAGCUUCGUGACGUGCUCCAAGGGCUGGGCGGCAGAGUGUGGGCUGCGCUCAGGGUUUGCUGAGCUGGUGCGGUUGCAGCCAAGAGUCCGGGCCGCAUUCGAGGCCGCGCGCGGCGUCAUGCAGUGCCCUACCGUGCUGGGCCAGUGCGUGCUUCACUGUGUUAUGAAGCCGCCAGUACCCGGAGAGGCUUCCUACCCGCAGUUCGCACGCGAACUGGCCGAAGUGAGGCGAACCCUGACCGAACGCACUACUACGGCUUACCGCACCUUCAACACUAUUCCUGGAUAUUCUUGCAACCCUAUUGAUGGCUCCAUGUUUGCGUUCCCACGCAUUGAGAUACCGGCGCGCGCGCAGGCCGCGGCGCAGGAGAGAGGCAUGGCGCCCGACGAGUUCUACUGCUUACGGCUACUGGAGGAAACUGGGGUGUGCGUGGUGCCGGGCACGGGCUUCGGGCAGGUCCCGGGCACGUUCCACUUUCGGACCACAAUCUUACAUCCAAGGGAAGAGUUCCAGCACAUGAUGGACUCUAUCAGCCGCUUCCACCACAAAUUCCUGCAGGAGUACGCUUAAAAUGUGCUUCAUUUGAGCAAAGUUUUAGUGGCAGUCCUCUGGCCUCUCAUGUUUUUGGAAAAUGUUGUGAUCCUUUUUUAGCACUGGAGUUGUUUGUAGAUGAUGGGCGACUCUGCUUUGUUUUACUUUACUUAUUGGUAAAAGUGUUCAUUAAAGGAAAAAAAGCAUAAUAAUCAACAGAUACUCGUAUGUUCAAUUUGAGAAUCUCUUUAGAUAGUUAAUGAGCCGUCCUUUGUUUUAUGUGUUUCGUAUGUAAUAAAUAAGUUUAGCAUUUUCAUUCCAUAAUAAGAAUACCUACCUACAUUCCAUCAAGCCAACAGGCUUACAUGCUUAUAUUACAAUACUGACAGUCAGCAUUAAAAUGUCUCUUAUAUUAAAAUAUCUGAUAAUUUAGGAAAAGGACACAACGAUUAAUUAUCUACUUAGUUAAGUACACCUACGAGUAGGUCCGUAUUCUUCAAUUCUUCAAACUUUAUUU